CUGCUGUGAAUAAUAGGUUGAACAAGAUGGAGGCAAAGCUUCGUGUAAUUAUUGAUGACCAAAUCGAGAAGUUGGUUCUUCCAUCAGGGAUCCCACCAACAUUGGAGGAGCUGCAGAGUGUUGUGAAGGAUACUUUUGGGAUUUCAAAUGACUUCAGUCUUCAGUAUUUUGACCCAGAAUUCCAGGACUACUUCACUCUUCACAGAGCUGACCAGAUAAAAGACAAAGACACUGUGAAGGUUGUUGGCAUCACCCCGGUCAUGAUAAGCUUGACUCCGGUUGAUGACAGUUUUGGCAGCCCCUCUGGCCAACUGUCUGACUAUGACUCCUCAUAUGCUGAGUCAGUUGUAUCCAAUGCAGACUCUGCUGCAACUACUUCUUCUCAGGACACCAUUAUUCUCAAAAGGCAGAAGACCACAGAACGUUGUGAGCCCUGGCCGAAACAGUUCCCCAUUCCACAGUUUGCAUAUGAAACUGAGAUGUACCUGGAAAGAGCCACUGAGGAGUAUAAAAAGAAUGGAAAUCUUCUGCCCACCUCCAAAGUAAAGACUGAUAUUCUUGAGAAGUUGGCUGAAACUAUAUUUACAUUUACGGCCUAUCCUUCAAGUGCACAGGUUAGUUAUGUUGCUGAGGCACUUGUGACAAAAUACCCUUGUCUCAAGGAACCUGGCUCUUUCUCAGGUUAUUAUGGUUGGCAACAAAGCAUCAAAUACAAGAUGGCCAAUUAUCGUACAAAACUUAGAGGGUUUGGUGUUCCUGAGUUGACAUGCAAUGCCAUGAAACACAAGAGUCCAGGUGACCAGAAGUCUGCAAAUAAAGUGAAAAAGCCUCGGAAAGCAGAGGUAAAUUACCUUCCGCCAUAUCCAGCAGGUGAAGAUGAGGACAGUCAAGAAGAAGAGAGAAUUCAGUUGCUUACUGAAGUCAAGAAAAGAGACAACAACAAAGUGAUAAAAGAAAAAAUGGCUAAAACAUUUGCACAUAGACGACAUGAAAUUGUCAACCUGUCCCCCAGCAUUGAAGACAUCAAAGCCAGAUGGCCAGCAUUGUUUGAGGCAUCUCAUCUGCAGGAUGAGUUCUACAGGAUCACCCUGGUACACCUUGAACCCAAAUUCAUGUCCAUGCUGGAUGAGUACACUCCCAAACUGUUGGCCCUUUUCCAUUCCAAGGGGGGAGCCAUGGGAUUGAAGUUGCAGGCUAUCAUAGCCAAGUCACCAAGCAAUCCUAGCAAUAACAUAACCAGAAAUCUGGUUAUUCAGUGCUUGAUGGUGUACCUUGGGGAGUCCAUUGAUCAACUGAUCAAAGAGUACAGUGAUGCUGAUGAGGAUGGUGGGUCACAAGAUCUUUCUGAACAGAGGAUGAAAAUCUACAAAAUCAAGGCUGUUGGAUCUGAGGAGGAUGACAUUGGCAUUGUGCUGGAGGGUGUGAGAGUUAUGCCUGCUCUGGGCAAUUUUCCAAGAGCAUGCGCAAUGCUGGUUGGAUUGACAUAUGCAGUCGAUCUUGCCUAUCCCAAAGAGCUAAAAUACACCUUGGAAGUAUUCCAGAAACUUUUCCUUGAACUGGAUUGUGCUAAGCUCUCACCAAAAGUGAACAGCCUCAAGAACAAGUUAUUGGCUUAAACGAGGACUCUGAAAGAAUGAAAGGGAAGUAAGCUCACUGAAAACCUUUGGUUUGUCUUUUUUAGAUGCAGCUAUCUUUUCAGUUUUCAAGUUAAUUUCAUCUUAUUCAUAUCUUACCCAAAUGACCUGCAAUGUGUCAGGCUGUAUUUGUGCUCUUCAUUUUAAUGUUUGUUUUUUAUUACCUACAAGUUUCUUAGGAAUAUUCUGUUUGAAAGGCAGCAAAUUGGAGGAAUCACUAGUGAAGCUUUUCUUUGUUUAUAGUGUAUGUUACUAUUAAACAUUAGUUUAAAACA
Maylandia zebra (zebra mbuna) is the source of this 1909-nucleotide messenger RNA. RefSeq lists its product as uncharacterized. The record is from RefSeq and is a predicted model, not a curated record. Lineage: Eukaryota; Metazoa; Chordata; Actinopteri; Cichliformes; Cichlidae.